Messenger RNA from Strongylus vulgaris, 552 nucleotides. The record is from the annotation of a GenBank genome assembly. Lineage: Eukaryota; Metazoa; Nematoda; Chromadorea; Rhabditida; Strongylidae.
AUGGAAUUUGCCGAAGGCUGCCCAUGUCGUGUUACCACCAAACGUGGAUCUUGUGGCGAAUACCUCGCCACCCAUAAAGUUUCUGAGAUACUCCGGAUUAUGCUCUCUCCUAUCGAUACGGAACCACUAGAUGUGAAUGGUAACGAGGUGAAACAUACGGGCCAUCCUGGACUCAAAGGAUAUGCAAACAUAAUGCGCUCCUCGGCUACACAAGUGGGUUGCGCUUGGGCGGACUGUGGAACAUAUGGAUACUUCUCAUACCGUAUUACUGAUGAAGAAGACCUUGACGAAAACACCAAUAUCUACGAGGCUGGGUACGGUGGUUGCCAUUGCGACAGUGGUGUUUGCGAUGAUCCCGGCUUGUGCGUAAAACCCAUUUUACCAACUGAAUCGACGACAACGCCAACAACGCUGGUGACGACCACUGCCGCGGUCAUGAUAACCGCAGCUACAAUAGCAACUAAAAAAGAAGCAUUUACCACUCCUCUAGCAGCGACGACAGCACGUUCUAAUGCAAUCUUCCCUCAUCCAAGUCAUAGUGGUACGUUGUAG